Messenger RNA from Microstroma glucosiphilum, 1523 nucleotides. Its product is annotated as RNA helicase. Gene Ontology annotation, molecular function: RNA binding; ATP binding; RNA helicase activity. The record is from RefSeq and is a predicted model, not a curated record. Gene Ontology annotation, biological process: rRNA processing. The transcript has 3 exons. Lineage: Eukaryota; Fungi; Basidiomycota; Exobasidiomycetes; Microstromatales; Microstromataceae. Gene Ontology annotation, cellular component: cytoplasm; ribonucleoprotein complex; nucleus. Bases 118 to 1335 code for a protein of 405 amino acids.
UUCGAACGUUCGUAAACUCCUCCCUCCCACCGCGUAUACCAUCAUCCCUCUCCCCUACCCUCACAACAACACAAACACAUUCUCUUCCUGAUACAAUGAGCUACGGUGGCUACAGCAAUGGGUGGUGGCUUCGGCGGCGGUGACCGAAUGAGCAAUCUCGGCGCUGGUCUUGGCAAGGUCGACUGGGCCUCCGCAAACCUCACACGCUUCGAGAAGAACUUUUACAUCGAGGACCGCCGGGUCACUGAGCGCAGCGAUCGAGAGGUUCAGGACUUCCGUGCCAAGAAGCAGAUGACGAUUCAGGGUACCAACGUACCCAAGCCAGUCAUGAACUUUGACGAAGCUGGCUACCCCGACUACAUCAUGACCGAGAUCAAGCGCAUGGGCUUCACUGAGCCUUCUGCUAUCCAGUCACAGGCCUGGCCGGUAGCCCUCAGCGGUCGUGACGUCGUCGCCAUUGCCGAAACCGGAUCCGGAAAGACCAUUGGUUUCGCUCUCCCUGCCAUGGUCCACAUCAACGCACAGCCUCUCCUCGCACCUGGUGACGGCCCCAUUGCUCUCAUGCUCGCCCCCACCCGUGAGCUCGCUGUUCAGAUUCAGGCUGAGUGCAGUCGCUUCGGAGCAUCCAGUCGUCUUCGCAACGUUGCCGUCUACGGUGGUGUGCCCAAGGGACCCCAGAUCCGUGACCUCUCGCGAGGCGCUGAAAUUGUCAUUGCUACCCCCGGCCGUCUCAUUGACAUGAUCGAGAGCGGCAAGACCAACCUGAGGCGAGUCACUUACCUCGUCAUGGACGAGGCCGACCGAAUGCUGGACAUGGGUUUCGAGCCUCAGAUCCGCAAGAUUCUUUCUCAGAUCCGACCCGACAAGCAGACUCUCAUGUUCUCCGCCACUUGGCCCAAGGAGGUGCAGCGUCUCGCUCACGACUUCCUCAACGACUUCGUCCAGGUUAACAUCGGAUCAACUGACCUCGCCGCUAACCACAGGAUCAAGCAGGUGAUUGAGGUCUGCACAGACUUUGAGAAGCGUGGUCGACUGAUCAAGCAUCUCGACACUAUCUCGCAAGAGAAUGCCAAGGUACUCAUCUUCAGCAACACAAAGCGAAUCGCAGAUGAUCUAACAAAGUACCUUCGACAGGACGGCUGGCCCGCCCUUGCCAUUCACGGAGACAAGCAGCAACAGGAGCGUGAUUGGGUCUUGGCCGAGUUCAAGAGUGGCAGGAGCCCCAUCAUGGUGGCGACAGCAGUCGCAUCGCGUGGUCUAGGUACGUACUUUUCGAGAUAUUGUGGUUGUGUGGAGAGGGUUCUCGAUUUCUGCUGUUCAGGGGCGGGCUCGUGACCCCUUCCUCUGCUUCCAUAAAGGUGGUCAAGGGAGCGAUUCAGGGCAGAUGCAGUGCUUGAGAGUUCAUUGGUAGCUUUCUAAAGGCUUCUCUGGCCAUUGAGCUUCCUCAAGGUAGCCGGUCAGACGUCGUUCGACCGAAAUGGCCCUCUCUCAAGGAGUCAGUGCAAGCGUCGAGACAGAUGCAG